Panthera uncia (snow leopard) is the source of this 2413-nucleotide messenger RNA. It is a transcript of the gene HOMER3, whose product is annotated as homer scaffold protein 3. Gene Ontology annotation, molecular function: G protein-coupled glutamate receptor binding. Gene Ontology annotation, cellular component: plasma membrane; cytoplasm; dendrite. Bases 399 to 1478 code for a protein of 359 amino acids. The transcript has 10 exons. The record is from RefSeq and is a predicted model, not a curated record. Gene Ontology annotation, biological process: regulation of store-operated calcium entry; G protein-coupled glutamate receptor signaling pathway. Lineage: Eukaryota; Metazoa; Chordata; Mammalia; Carnivora; Felidae.
AACUUUCCCCAAAGCUGCAAGUCUCGGCAGGACGGUCAGGACCGGAAGGGCCUGUGUUCCUGGGACCCCUGCACCCUGGAACCCUGCUUCGACCCAGGACCCGCUCCCAGCCCGGGCCAGAGCUGCCGCCCCUCCCCCACCCAGGGGCUCCGGUUUCAGACCCUGUGACCGGGGCAGCAGCUGCCCAGGACAGGGUGGGGGGGCAUCCCUCCUCUGACCAAGGAGGCCGCUCCCCUGGGGCCUCCCUUCCCCCACUUUGCCACCUCCUUCCGCCAGGUCCCUCCUGGAUCCUCCACGGAUCCCCCUGGUACAGGUUUUGGGGGCACAGAGAGGCUGAAACCACACCUCCUGCCAUCCUUCUGGCUGCCUCUUGGAGCCCACCCAGCCCAGCCUGACCAAUGUCCACAGCCCGGGAGCAGCCCAUCUUCAGCACAAGGGCGCACGUGUUCCAGAUUGACCCGGCCACCAAGCGGAACUGGAUCCCAGCGGGCAAGCACGCACUCACUGUCUCCUACUUCUAUGAUGCCACCCGCAAUGUCUACCGAAUCAUCAGCAUUGGGGGUGCCAAGGCCAUCAUCAACAGCACUGUCACCCCCAACAUGACCUUUACCAAAACCUCCCAGAAGUUUGGACAGUGGGCAGACAGUCGUGCCAACACUGUCUAUGGCCUCGGCUUUGCUUCUGAGCAGCAUCUGACCCAGUUUGCUGAGAAGUUCCAGGAAGUGAAGGAAGCAGCGAGGCUGGCAAGGGAGAAAUCUCAGGAUGGCGGGGAGCUCACCAGUCCAGCCCUGGGACUCACUUCCCACCAGGUGCCCCCAAGUCCUCUCGUCAGCGCCAACGGCCCCGGCGACGAGAAACUGUUCCGUAGCCAGAGCGCGGACGUCCCCGGCCCCGCAGAGCGCGAGCGGCUCAAGAAGAUGCUGUCCGAGGGCUCCGUGGGCGAGGUGCAGUGGGAGGCCGAGUUCUUCGCGCUGCAGGACAGCAACAACAAGUUGGCGGGCGCCCUGCGAGAAGCCAACGCCGCCGCCGCCCAGUGGAGGCAGCAGCUGGAGGCCCAGCGUGCAGAGGCCGAAAGGCUGCGGCAGCGGGUAGCAGAGCUGGAGGCCCAGGCAGCCGCGGAGCCACCCUCAGUCAGUGAGAAGGAAGGGCCAGGCCAGUCACUGGAGCAGCUGGAGGCGCUAGUGGAAACCAAGGACCAGGAGAUCCAGACACUGAAGAGUCAGACCGGUGGGCCUCGCGACGCCCUGGACGCCACCGAGCGCGAGGAGACGCAGCAGAAGGUGCAGGACCUGGAGACCCGCAACGCCGAGCUGGAGCACCAGCUGCGGGCAACGGAGCGCAGCUUGGAGGAGGCGCGGGCCGAGCGGGAACGGGCACGGGCUGAGGUGGGCCGGGCCGCACAGCUGCUGGACGUCAGGCUGUUUGAGCUGAGCGAGCUGCGGGAGGGCCUAGCCCGCCUGGCAGAGGGCACGCCCUGAACCUGGCUGCAGGGUCUGCGUGGGAGCCGGGGCCUGCAGGAGCUGGUUUUAUACGCAGGAUUCCCGCCUGGGGCACGAGCCGGGCCGCAGGCGGCACAGUGGGCCGUUCACCCUGGCAGGGACUGGGGGCCUAACUCAGCCCGGGGAGGGCCUGGCCAUAAUGCCUCAGCUGGCCCUGGCCGCUCACAGCUCAGGGGCUGUUUUGGGGCUUUUCGUUGUGUAGAAUUUCUAGAAUCCCCAGGGCGCGUGCUGGUGCCCACAUUACAUUUCUAAGAGUGGCUGUGCCUGUGUGUGUUGUGUGGGCACCCAAGCAUCUAACCGCCGUCCCUGGACCCCUCUACCUGCUUCCUCUGCGAUGCACCUCGGCCGCCUUCGGGCUGUGUAGGGCUUAGUGAACCACUUGCCAGUGAGGAGAGGGAGUUUCAGAGCCUGACGAGCAUGCCCAGGCCACACAGCCAGGAGCCUGGCUCUGCCCAGCAUAGCUGUCCCUACCUACCCCGGGCUCAGCUCACGUCUGGACCGGUUUGCCCUUAGGUGGCCCUUGGUUAAGCACCACCCCCCCCUUUACUCUGGCUAGAAACCCCAAAUCCCACCAGGUGAGCAGAUAGAGAAGCUCCUAGAACAUGGUAGUGUUCACUACACAUGGGAGUCAUUUCACUGAACCUGACGGCUGUGUUUGGAGAGGGGUGCCAUUGGUGUGCCCAUUUUCCAGAUGAGGGAACUGAGGUUCAGAGAGGGCUUCUCAAACCCAGGGUCACCUGGCCAGAAUGGCCAGCACUGCAGUUCAAAGCUUUGGGCCUGGCCCGAUGGGAAUGGAGAACUGGGGCUGUGGUGGGGGCGACAUGAUGUUCUAGGGGACUUGGGAAGCACCAGCAGCUGAACCCUCCUCCCCUGCCCCCACUCCCACAGAGUCGGAUGGGGAAGUGGAGAGACCC